UAGCCAUUUUGAAUAAAAAUCCUUGUUUAUUAUUAUUGGUUAAAGAGAAAAUAAUAAUUUUAUCAUUGGUUGAAACAUUAACCAACCUACAUAAAAUAAUUUAUUAGCCAAUAGAACACCACUAAAUGCUGUGGUUGUACAAUUUUGACAACAAUAAUAAUUCUGAGCGAGCCUUCUCGUUUCUCACAUAAUGACACCAAAAUUGACUUGACACAAAAUUUGUCAAAAUACCGUAUAAACAUAAUUGCCUCUAUCUCCAUUGUUUCUUUUACGUUUUCUUCUGUCUUCCCCGGGUUUGUUUUAUCCAUUGUUUGGUAUAUUUUCGAGUAGAACAGUUAUUAGUUGAUCGUCACAUCGUCAGCACAGAGUGAGUGAGUAAAAUAGUAUCGUCGCUCUAGUAGUCUUGACCUUAUGCCAUCGGACUCUCGAUGUUUUAUGUUGUGUAACGACGCCAAAAGUCUAGGAAGAACGAUGCCAAGUUUUAUAUCAACAACCUCGGACCUAGAAUAAAUAAGUUUUUCAUACACGUAUGGUCACAAGAAAUCGUGUACAGGUGCAGUAUACGAAACAAUAGUCGACAAACAGCACAUCUGUAUAAAUAGAAGCCUAACAAUACUAAAGAAUCUCGUAUAAUGAGAACCUCAUAGUAAUGAAUUGUGAAGUGUAGCACAUGAAGCAUAAUUCUCAAUGUUAUAAUUGAUGGUAAGAUGAGUGAGGAGGUGCAGGAUGACGGGAGCAGGAACAGCGCGUCGCUCGACGAGUCGGACGCGUCCGGGGCAGAGUGCGCCACGCUCGAUGCGUCCACCAACAUCUCACAGACUACAAUCAGCCAGAUGACAGCAAGCUCUGUGACCGCCACGGAAGGUGCAAAGUGGUGCUGUCAUGUGUGCACUUAUGAAAACUUCCCACUCUCACGAAAGUGUACCAUGUGCCGCAGUCCCAAAUCCGUGGUCAAUGAGGACAUCUUCAGGCUACAAGACGGUGCCAGUGCUCUACCCACUCAAGAAAUCUGUGGUGCGGAGGCAGUGACGGAGCGCCUGAAGCCGCUGCGGAUAUCUUCCCCGCAGGGAGCCAGCGCGUCCUCCGUCGCCAAGUGGCCUUGUCCGACGUGCACGUACGACAACUGGCCGCGCUCGCUGAAGUGCGCCAUGUGCGGCAGCAGUAACCCGGCGGCGCCGCCCGCGCCCCCCGCGCCCCCGGCCGCGCCCCCCGCGCCCCCGGCGCACCCGCCGCCCGCCUACACGCCGCACCCCGCGCACCCCGCGCUCGGUAUCAACGACAUCUGCAACAGUCAGAGCGCGUCGAUCCACGAGCUGGACGCGGGCGCGCGCCGCUCCAAGCGCCGCAACAACACCGACUGGAUCUGGCUGCAGGCCUGUCUCGGCGUGGUGGAGGGCGACGCGCGCUGCGUGGAGAGCUACCUGUCGGGCGGCGGGGACCCGGCGCGGGCCCUCACGCACGCCGAGGUGGCGCUGCUCAACCGCGCCUCCGCCUUCGACGCCGGACACACGCUCGUGCACCUCGCCAUCAGAUUCCAGCGGCAAGAGAUUCUAUCGACGCUUCUGUCACGGAUAUCAGGCGGCGGGCCUGGCCUCAAGAGAUCUCCUUCCUAUAUCGCCCCCGACCUAGCGUCUGCCAUCCGGCGCCACAUCGCGAGCACGGUGCGCUACAAGAAGGGAGGGUUCCCCGUGCGGUACAUCGGGGAGUUCUCCACGUUCUACCUGCCGGCCGAGAUCUCCGAGCUGCCGGCCGCCAUCCAGGAGCAGCUGUUCUCCGAGCUGCUGGACCGCGAGGCGCAGGCCACGCUGGAGGGCGCGCGCCCGCCGCUGCUCAACUGGCGCGGCUCGCGGCUGUACGCGCUGUGGAACCGGUCCGCCGGCGACUGCCUGCCCGACGCGCUGUGCCAGGCCGCGUGGGGCGUGGCCGACCGCCACAACACGCUGCGCGCCGCGCUGCACGACGCGCUGCAGCAGCGCGCCCUGUACGCGCGCUGGGCCGCCUGGGAGCGCGCGCAGGCGGCGCGCCUGCAGUACGCGCCGUCCGAGGCGCAGCUGCGCGCCGAGUGGGCGCGCCUGGCGGCGGCGGCGGCGCGGCCGGGGCAGGCGCUGCACCAGCUGCACGUGUGGGCGCUGGCGCACGUGCUGCGCCGGCCCAUCCUGGUGUACGGCGUGGACGUGGUGAACUCGUUCCGCGGCGAGGCGCUGGGCUACGCGCGCUUCCGCGGGCUGUACCUGCCGCUGCUGUGCGAGGCGGAGGGCUGCAGCAAGAGCCCGCUGAGCCUGGCCUACACGCGCGGCCACUUCUCUGCGCUGGUGCCGCUGGCGCCGCGCGUGCUGGACGAGCGCGCCGCCGCGCUGCCGCUCACCGACCCCGACGGCAAGCUGCUGCCCGUGCACUUCCUCAGCGCCGACGAGAUGUGCGACCCGGAGAGCGUGGUGCGGCGCUGGGUGUGUGCGGGCGAGUGGCGCGGGGUGCUGGCGGCGCGACAGGCACUGCCGCCGCGGCCCCUGCUGCAGGCGCAACUGUUGGAGGAGUGGCUCAACCACUACCGCCGCCUGGCGUACGUACUGCUCUCUGUAUACUAUAUAGCGCGUGUAUAUGCCGCCGCGGCCCCUGCUGCAGGCGCAGCUGUUGGAGGAGUGGCUCAACCACUACCGCCGCCUGGCGCAACAGACGCGGGGCCCGGCGCCGCCGCGGCUGCAGGCGCCGCCCGACUUCUCCAGCGACGCGGACGCGGACGCCGACACGGACGACGAGUAGCGAGCUGUGACGUCACUCGCAGCGCCACCACGCUCCUAUUUGAAUUUACUAUUUAGUAGCACUUAUUCAAUUGCAGUGAUAUAUUUUUGUAGUGAUUCGUCAUUUUUCUUUAUUCCGAUCUAGAUCUUAUUAUUGUAUUUGUAAAUUACGCAAAGUAAUAUUAUUAUGUACAGAGUCGCCAUAACGUUACCUUCUCAUCGUUAAAAAAACCUGAAUGUUUUUACUUGGCACAAUCGGAAAUGUUACAAAACGUAUUCGUAGCAGAUCGGCCCGAGGCGCGGAAUACAUGCAAGUAGCAAUGUAGCAAUGUUUUGUAACAGCCGCAAGCAAUGAACACGCAGCGUCCGAUGGAACGUUAACAACACUACUCAACAAUAUGUUCUGGAAGCUUCGAAUCUGUAACACUUAGUCGUAAGUAGUAUUUAUUUAGUGUUCUUAACUUUCCAUCUCAUUCACCAACAUUAAAAAUUGUGUAUUGGAACGAAAAUCUAAACGUUACGCUAUUACGUUUACUGUUCGGUUUACUUACAAAAAGAAGGAGUAUUUGUAUUUCGAUUUGGUAUUAGUAAGCUUGUGUAUAUUCCCUUGAAUGUGAAAUCAUUGAACGGGCGGGUGUCGCUCGUCGCUCACUAGUAUUCCACAACGAUGCUGUAAAAACUCGAAACAUGUCACUCAAGACAAAAAAAUACGAAUAAAAAUAAAUGAAGAGUCUAUUAAAUUAUCGACAUUGUACAGAGAGUAUAAGGUUCUAAUAUUUAUAUAUUACUGAUAGUAUCUCGGUUGUAAAUAAAAGAAAUUGGUUUAAAAGUAAUAAUUAUAAUAUAAAAUAGAUGUAUAGUUUAUUUGCUUAGUGCAUACGAUAUUAUUUGUUCGGCUUGUCUGUUCGGGAUCGGGAAAUUGCAGUCGAGUUCAGUGAGCUCCGUGACCGAGUGUUGAAUGACUUGUAUUAUAUAAAUAGAGAAACACGAUUGUAGUAUUUAUAGUCAGAGUACUACUGUACUACUGUACCAGGGGAACCACGAGGCAGCACAGUUAUUGUAACGGGGAUGGAAUCACUUGCCAACACUCGGCGUUUGCUCGAGAAAAUUGUAUUAAUACAAUUACGUGCUAUGUAUAAAAGCUUGCAACUAAUAAGACUAUUUGAUCUAAUUCAUAAUUUUGUUCGUUUUCGCCCAAAAUCUGUAAAUAAGUUGAUAGGUACAUGUCUCGGAAACUAGGUACUUGAGCUAACAGUCACGUUACGAUAUUGUCAAGUUGUGUACCUAUACCUACCUAAUAUUUUUUAAUCAAUAAAGCACUUAUUUUAUGAAGCUGUUCUAUA
Messenger RNA from Spodoptera frugiperda (fall armyworm), 4081 nucleotides. It is a transcript of the gene trbd, whose product is annotated as ubiquitin thioesterase trabid. NCBI's taxonomy places the organism in Eukaryota, Metazoa, Arthropoda, Insecta, Lepidoptera, Noctuidae. The record is from RefSeq and is a predicted model, not a curated record. Gene Ontology annotation, biological process: protein K33-linked deubiquitination; protein deubiquitination involved in ubiquitin-dependent protein catabolic process; cell migration. Gene Ontology annotation, cellular component: cytoplasm; nucleus. Gene Ontology annotation, molecular function: cysteine-type deubiquitinase activity; K63-linked polyubiquitin modification-dependent protein binding. The transcript has 12 exons. Bases 708 to 2816 code for a protein of 702 amino acids.